Messenger RNA from Centropristis striata (black sea bass), 1275 nucleotides. It is a transcript of the gene pkdc, whose product is annotated as protein kinase-like domain containing. The transcript is spliced from 3 exons. NCBI's taxonomy places the organism in Eukaryota, Metazoa, Chordata, Actinopteri, Perciformes, Serranidae. The record is from RefSeq and is a predicted model, not a curated record. Bases 173 to 1135 code for a protein of 320 amino acids.
AAUCUGACAUGAAGCUGAGUGGAAAUUAAAGCUCAUACAUUCUGUCUCUACAGAGUUUUGGUAUAUUUUGUGACAGUUAUUGUCACAUACUAAUAAUUUCCAUAUUAUUUUGGCUUCUUAUUGUAGCCUGGAUGCACCAAGCUUGAUCAUUUGUGAGUCAGUUGGACUGGAAAUGAAACAGCAGCACCAGGACCUCAUCCUGCAGGCGUGCGGUGCUUCUUCCCUGCGUGUCGGUGCAAAGAUCCAGACUCUGUGGAGCGGCUAUGGGGAGAUAGUCCGGCUGCACCUGGAGGGCUGCGAGCGGCCCUCUGUGGUCGUCAAACACGUCAAGUUCCCGGAGGAGGCAGAGCACCCCGGAGGCUGGAACACAGACCGCUCACACACGCGUAAAGUGAGAUCCUACCAGGUGGAGACGCACUGGUACCAGAACUACUCCACCAAUCAGAGCUGUCGGACCCCUGCCUGCCUUGCUGCCUGUUCCCAUGGAGACGAGAUGCUGAUCGUGCUGGAGGAUCUGGAUGUGGCUGGUUAUGAUCUGAGAAGGACGAGCGUGAAGGACAGAGAAAUAAAGGCUUGUCUCAGCUGGCUUGCCCACUUCCAUGCUCUCUUCCUGGGCGUGGCCCCGGACGGCCUGUGGCCCGUCGGCACCUACUGGCACCUGGAGACCCGGCCCGACGAGCUGCAGGUCAUGGACCACGCCGAGCUCAAAGCGGCAGCCGGAGACAUCGACAAGAUACUCAAUGGGUGUGUGUUCAAGACUAUUGUUCAUGGAGACGCCAAGUUAGCAAACUUCUGUUUCUCCCAGAGUGGACGGGACGUGGCGGCGGUGGAUUUUCAGUAUGUUGGCGGGGGCUGUGGGAUGAAAGAUGUUGUGUACUUUUUAGGAAGCUGCAUGGAGGAGAGGGAGUGUGAGAAGAGAGUACCAGGCCUGCUGGACUAUUAUUUCACUGAACUAAAGCAAUCUGUGAGUCGAGAUGUGGACUUCUUGGCCCUGGAGAAAGAGUGGAGGGAGAUGUUUGCAUUUGCUUGGACAGAUUUUCAUCGUUUUCUGCUGGGAUGGAGCCCAGGACACUGGAAGGUCAACCGCUACAGUAAACAGUUGACCAAGGAGGUUCUCCGCAAACUGAAACUGUAACCAGAACCACAAACUUUUACCUCUGAGUGUGUUGGCUGAGAGUUGAUCUGUGUAUUGAAAUUGAAUCACUCACAAACACCUUUGUACAGUAAAGCUUGCUAAUCAAAACAAGUCUGGUUAAAUAAAAGUUAGUGAGAAUU